Molecule: messenger RNA, 2349 nt
Organism: Camponotus floridanus (Florida carpenter ant)
Lineage: Eukaryota; Metazoa; Arthropoda; Insecta; Hymenoptera; Formicidae
Exons: 2
Coding region: 1-2349 (782 amino acids)
Biological process (GO): DNA integration
Molecular function (GO): nucleic acid binding
Source: RefSeq, a predicted model, not a curated record
AUGUUCCGGCAAAUACUCGUCCAUCCGGAAGAUCGCCGCUUCCAGCGGAUACUCUGGCACUCAGGGGCUUCCGACAAGGUCCAAGAAUUCGAGCUGAACACCGUGACCUACGGGCUCGCCUGCGCUCCGUUCCUCGCCGUCCGCACACUUCGCCAAUUAGCAGCCGACGAAGAAGCGCGGGGCCCGAAGGGGGCAGCCGCUCUGCGCCGUGACUGUUACAUGGAUGAUGUAAUUACGGGAUCAGACACCUUGCACGAUGCGGUCGCCUUGCAGACGGAACUCCGAGAGCUUUGCACGGCGGGCGGGUUUCCGCUGCGGAAAUGGGCCGCCAAUAGCGAGACAAUCCUGGAGGGAGUUCCUCCGGAUCAUCGACUCCAGCAGGCGCACCACUCCUGGGAGAACGAGGUGCACUCCACCUUAGGCCUGCGCUGGCAUCCCGCCAAACUUUGCGCUGCAUCCUUGCUGACGGGUCUUGUACGGCACCUCCGGUCUUCACUCGACCUACCAUCGGCGCCCGUAUAUCUCUGGUCCGACUCCCGAGUCGUCCUUCACUGGAUCAAGGGCCACGCGUCUCGGUGGAAAACCUACGUGGCCAACCGAGUGUCACUGAUCCAGCAGCGGCUCCCCGAAGCUCAAUGGAGGCACGUGCCUGGCCAAGAGAAUCCCGCCGAUUGUGCGUCCAGAGGGAUCGCACCGAGGGACCUGUUGAACCACUCCCUCUGGUGGAAUGGCCCGGCCUGGCUGCUCAAGGGUCAGUCGCUAUGGCCGGACAGCCACGACCAGACAUCGAUGGAAAACGUUCCUGAAAAGAGAAUGACGGUAUUAGUCGCCACCAGCAAGGACAGACCGGAGCCGGAAAUCCUCCUCCAGUUCUCAACGCUGCAUAGACUCUUACGUGUCUCUGCCUGGUGCCUUCGUUGGCGCCGAACUCCUCGCCGUUCUCCCAGCACUGCACUGCUCCCGGACGAACUCGACUCCGCUCUACUCCGUUGGCUCAGGGUCGUCCAGGGAGUCCACUACCCUGCCGAGCUCGCCGCCGUACGUGAGUCUCGCUCAAUGCCUCACGGCAGUCACCUGGCCAGGCUGCACCCCUUCAUCGACGACAAGGGAGUCCUGCGUGUCGGUGGUCGCCUGAAACACGCCAUACUGACCUUCGAUGAACGACACCCCAUGAUAGCACCGCCCACUUCAUGGCUCACUAAGCUCAUGGUGGAAUCCUGCCACCGCCGGACGCUGCAUGGAGGCACGCAGCUCACUCUGGGGCUCCUCCGCCUCCGCUUCUGGGUUCCGCAGGGUCGAGCCGUGGUCAAGCGGAUCCUGCACCGAUGCGUGACUUGCACCCGCUGGCGAGCCAGCACUCCGCAGCCUCUCAUGGGCGACCUCCCUCGAGAGCGAGUUACUCCUGCUCGUCCCUUCCUGAGAACGGGAGUCGAUUACGCUGGCCCGAUAUUCAUCCGUACAUCCAAAGGACGUGGACAUCGAGCGCAUAAGGCGUUCAUAGCUGUAUUCGUUUGCCUUUGUUCCAGAGCGAUCCACCUUGAAGUAGCGUCUGACUACUCCUCAGACGCUUUUCUCGCCGCCUUCCGCAGGUUCGUUUCCCGCCGUGGACUGUGCGAGGAAAUGUACUCAGACUGCGGGACGAACUUUAUCGGAGCAGACAGACAACUCCGAGAACUUUUCCGAGCAUCUUCUCCCGACGGCCGUCGAAUCUCUCAGGCAGUCACCAAAGAGGGUAUAUCCUGGCGCUUCAACCCGCCUAGCGCCCCGCACUUUGGAGGACUCUGGGAGGCGGCGGUGAAGUCGACGAAACAUCACCUGCGACGGGUGAUAGGAGAAGCUACGCUUACCUUCGAGGAGAUGAGUACUCUUCUGGCUCAAAUCGAAGCUUGUCUGAACUCUCGUCCGUUGCAGGCCUUAUCUGACGAUCCGGACGACCUGUCCGCACUGACUCCAGGACAUCUUCUUAUAGGCGCCCCUCUGCUGGCGAUUCCAGAGCCUUCAUCGGCCGAACGUUCACCAAGUAUGUUGUCGCGGUGGCAACUCCUCCAGCGAAUGCGCGACCACUUCUGGCAGCGAUGGUCCCAGGAGUACAUCCACGCCUUGGCACCCCGUCCAAAAUGGCUCAAGGCCGAGCUCGCUCCGGAGGUCGGAGCUUUGUGCCUCAUCCGCUCGGAGUCAACUCCACCUGCCCGAUGGCCUCUCGCGCGUAUCAUCCGGUUGCACCCAGGAAGCGACGGCACUGUCCGCGUGGUGACCGUCCGAACGUCCACGUCGGAACUCGUCCGGCCGAUUGUAAAGCUCGUCCUCCUGCCGGGAGUCAAGGAGGCCCACACGCCCGCGGACGAGUAG